Daucus carota subsp. sativus is the source of this 900-nucleotide messenger RNA. RefSeq lists its product as uncharacterized. The record is from RefSeq and is a predicted model, not a curated record. Bases 1 to 900 code for a protein of 299 amino acids. The transcript has a single exon. NCBI's taxonomy places the organism in Eukaryota, Viridiplantae, Streptophyta, Magnoliopsida, Apiales, Apiaceae.
AUGGAUGAGGAAUAUACUCUUUGGAUAGACUUUCCUAGAUAUAGUCAGGAAUAUUUAGAUGGCGUAGAGUGUUUUCUACAAAAGGGCUUCCCCAUAUUCGGAAAAGGGGAUGAAAUGCAGUGCCCUUGCAGAAAAUGUGCCAAACGUCUAUGGUUAGGUCGAGAUAGUAUUUAUGACCAUCUUAUUUGUAAUGGACCUUCGCUGGUACACGUACAAUGGAUAUGUGAGGUUGCACAUACUAAAUUAAGUGAUAUAGAUGACUUUAUGGAUUGCGAAACGGGGAAGGGUUUCGAAGAUAAUUUAGAUGAUAUGUUUGAUUGUACGGGAAAGGGGUUCGAAAAUGUAAAUGAGGGUGAACAAGGACCAAACAAAGAGGCUGCAAAAUUUUAUCGUCAUGUUAGAGAAGGCAAACAACCAUUGUACCCUGGAUGCACCAAAUUUUCACGACUAAGUUUCAUGAUCAGACUUUAUCAUUUAAAGUGUGUUCAUGGAAUUACCGAAUCUGCUUUCGGAGAUCUGCUAGGGUUGAUGAAAGAUGCAUUCCCUAAUGCUGUCCUGCCUCAAUCCUUUAUUGCAGCAAAGAAUAUUAUCAAGGAUCUAGGACUAGAUUAUCAAAAAAUACAUGCAUGCCCAAACAAUUGCAUGUUGUUUUGGGCUGAAAAUAGUGAUAAAGAAGUGUGUGAUAAUUGUGGCGCUUCGAGGUGGGUUGUACAAGAAAAGAAGGGAACUGCUGCUAAUAGUGAUCCAGAUAAGUUGAUACACAAAGUGCCUUCAAAAAUAAUGAGGUACUUUCCCCUAAAACCAAGGCUGCAGAGGUUAUUCAUGUGCAAAGAUUAUUCGAAACUAAUGACUUGGCAUGAUGUGGCGAAAAAGAGACGGGAAAUUAAGACAUCCUGCUGA